Molecule: messenger RNA, 1428 nt
Organism: Lasiosphaeria miniovina
Lineage: Eukaryota; Fungi; Ascomycota; Sordariomycetes; Sordariales; Lasiosphaeriaceae
Exons: 5
Coding region: 1-1428 (475 amino acids)
Source: RefSeq, a predicted model, not a curated record
AUGUCGGGCGAAGCGCUCCUGUCUAGGAUCCCGGCCGUCCUGCAGAACCUGACCUGGCUCGACUUCGACCCGGCGCGCAACUGCACGUGGGCGGGCCGGCUGCUGGGCCAGUUCUGGCGCGACGACGGGAUUGAAGAGCUGUCAGCCGGAUACCUGUUCCUGUUCGCGCGCACGUGCGCGCCGCCCGCCGCCGCCGGGCUGCCUGGCGUCACGCCCGGCGACGUGGUCGACUGGGACGCCUACAACUUGCUGUACCGCAACGUGUCGCUCGUUGACAUUACGAUCGAGGUGGAUGGCGCGUGCCAUGCAGAUUUCUGCAGGAAUCUCAAGUGGCCUGGUAAUCCGGAUUUGUCGGGUGUUGGGGUCUUCGCCGCGUACGUGAUCCAGGCCAUCUUCACGACCCUGUUUAUGCUCGUGUACAUCGUCCUCGCCGUGUCCGAGUGGCACCGCCGCCAGACAGACCGAAAGCGCGCUUUCGCCGCCGUGGGCAGCAAUUCCAUCCCCUUCCACGGCCCGGCACCCGCCCAGCUGCCACUAUCACCACCGCAGCCAUACCACCCCACCCGGCUCGACCGGUGCGUCGCGGCGUUCUGGGUGUCGUCGUUCUACUUCGGCGUGGCCAUGGCCGUGGCGGCGCUGGCCAUCGUGCACCUCGAGGACGGGUACGAGUACACGACCUUCUUCUCGUUCCUGGGCGCGCAGUUCUCGGCGUCGGUGCUCGUGGUGCUGUGGCCGUGGUACCGGCGCAGCUGCACGCACCCGCAUCUGGCGCUGGCGAGCCUGUCGGUGCUAGCGGUGCUGCUGCUAGUCAUCAGCAGCACGUACCGCGCGCAGUUCGUGCAGCGGUGGAACACGUUCGAGCUGUUCUGCUUCGUCUCCGUCUCGUCCCACGCCGCCGUCUACUACCUGCUCUUCUUCCCGCUCGGCGCCGUGCCCGGCGGCUUCGCCAUGGUCGUCGCCAUGUGGGCCCUGCGCGCCCACUACCCGGUCCGCUACGAGAGCAUGCGCCCCGUGCUGAGCGUCGCCCGCUGGUCCAUCAGCCUGGUGGCGUUCGGCCUGCUCUGGGCCUCGCUCGGCCUGCUUGCCAUGUUCCGCGUCGAGAUGGAUGAGCUGCUCGAGGCCGACUUUGCCGAGAACAAGUGGGGCUUUGGCCAGAUCUUGGCCAUUGUCGCGUGGGUGCCCAUGCACGUCGAGUUCUUUCGCAUUUGGGCCUGGGACUGGAUCAAGGCCCACAGUGUCUUCAAGGCGCGCCAGGCCCUGCAUCUCAAGAGAACCGUCCCGUCCAGCGGACAGCCAGUCCUCGGGCUCGAGAUGAACGGGCCCGGCACAAAGGCCGACCCGCAGACGCAUGUCACCACAACGCCAAUCUCUCCCUUGUCAGGCCCGACGAGAACGACAACGCUGGUCAGUCCCAUAAUUAGGCCCUAA